Messenger RNA from Colletotrichum spaethianum, 1932 nucleotides. Its product is annotated as ABC transporter G family member 12. The transcript has 3 exons. Lineage: Eukaryota; Fungi; Ascomycota; Sordariomycetes; Glomerellales; Glomerellaceae. The record is from RefSeq and is a predicted model, not a curated record. Gene Ontology annotation, cellular component: membrane. Bases 1 to 1932 code for a protein of 643 amino acids. Gene Ontology annotation, molecular function: ABC-type transporter activity; ATP binding; ATP hydrolysis activity.
AUGGCGAAUCACGACAACUACGUCGCAAGGGCGAAGAAGGAGGGCAUCAAGCCAACGCAGUGCGACGAGCAUAGCUUCUUUGGCCACGACGCCGAGAUGGGCGCCGCAGACGCCCACCUAUUCAACGCCACAGUGCACAACGUCUCGUGGGACGGCGUCGAGGUCACCGUCAAGGACAGGGAGACGAAGCAGCCAAAGAAGAUUGUUGACCACGUCGACGGCCUUGUCGAAGCGGGCGAGAUCUGCGCCCUCAUGGGCCCCUCGGGCUGCGGCAAGACGACCCUCCUCAACGUGCUCGCCGGCCGCCCGACCAACGCCUCCUCGGUCGGCGGCUCCGUCCUCGUCAACGGCGUGAAGCCCUCGCGCUCCGACUUCCGGCGCAUCAGCUGCUUCGUCGAGCAGGAGGACGCCCUCAUCGGGUCCCUGACCGUCCGCGAGACGCUGCUCUUCACCUCGCGCCUCGCGUCCUCCUCGCUGGCCGCCAAGGAGCGCAUCGCGCGCGUCGACGGCCUGCUGAGCGCCUUCGGCCUCGAGGACCAGGCCGACACCAUCAUCGGCACGCCCAUCCGCAAGGGCAUCUCGGGCGGGCAGAAGCGGCGCGUCGGCGUCGCCAGCCAGCUCAUCACGAGCCCCAAGAUCAUGUUCCUGGACGAGCCGACGAGCGGGCUCGACUCAGCGGCCAGCUUCGAGGUGAUUAGCUACCUCAAGACGGUGGCCAAGCGGAGCAAUCUCAUCGUCAUCGCCUCCAUCCACCAACCCUCGACGUCAACCUUUAACCUCUUUGACAAGCUGCUCCUCCUCUCCGCAGGGAAGACGCACUACUUUGGCGCCGUCGACGCCGUGGUUCCCUACUACGAGGCCCUGGGCAUGCCGAUCCCGCUGCAGGUGAACCCGGCCGAGCACGUCCUCGAGGUGGUCAACACCGACUUCGUCCGCGACAAGCGCGAGGCCGCGGCGCGUCUCGAGGCCAUGCACGCGGCGUGGAACGGCUCACAGCCGGCCCGGGAUUUGCGCGCCGCCAUCGUCGGCGCCGAGCAGCACAGCGACGCCGUCGUGGUCGGCGAGGCCGAGGCGAAGCCCGGCCUGGCGAGCCUGGUGGGCACGCUUCUGCACCGCAGCUUCGUCAAGAGCUACCGCGACGUCGUGGCGUACGGCAUCCGGUUCGCCAUGUACACGGGGCUCGCCAUCAUGAUGGGCACGGUGUGGGUGCGCCUGUCGACGGACCAGGCGUCCAUCAUCCCGCUAACCAACGCCAUCUUCUUUGGCGGCGCCUUCAUGUCCUUCAUGGCCGUCGCCUACGUCCCGGCGUUCCUCGAGGACCGCAGCCAGUACGUCAAGGAGCACCACAACGGCCUCUACGGCGCCACGGCGCUGCUCGUCUCCAACUUUCUCAUCGGCCUGCCGUACCUCUUCCUCAUCGCCCUCAUCUUCUCCGUCAUCUCGUACUGGCUGUCCAACUUUCGCCCCGCCGCCGAGGCCUUCUUCGUCUGGGUCCUCUGGCUGUUCCUCGACCUCCUCGCCGCCGAGAGCCUCGUCGUCCUCUUCACCUCGCUGUUCCCGAGCUUCGUCGUGAGCCUGGCGCUCGUCGCCUUCGCCAACGGCCUGUGGAUGAGCGUCAACGGCUUCAUGGUCUCACCGACCAUCCUCAACGCCUUUUACAAGUACGUCUUCCACUACUGGGACUACCAGAAGUACGUCUUCGAGGGCAUGAUGCAGAACGAGUUCGCCGAGAGGACGUACACCUGUGGCGGCGGGUGUCAGUGCAUGUACCAGACGCCGCUGGCGGCGGAGUGCAAGAUUGCGGGGCAGGGCGUGCUGGACACGUACGGCUACACCGAGGACCACUUUGGGAGGAACGUGGGCAUCAUGUUCGCGAUCAUUGCCGGGUACAGGAUCGCGGCGUGGGUCGUGUUGAAGCUCAAGAAGAACUAA